Micromonas commoda is the source of this 1099-nucleotide messenger RNA. RefSeq lists its product with no specific name. Bases 1 to 1041 code for a protein of 346 amino acids. The record is from RefSeq and is a predicted model, not a curated record. The transcript has 2 exons. Gene Ontology annotation, molecular function: UMP kinase activity. Lineage: Eukaryota; Viridiplantae; Chlorophyta; Mamiellophyceae; Mamiellales; Mamiellaceae. Gene Ontology annotation, cellular component: cytoplasm. Gene Ontology annotation, biological process: UDP biosynthetic process.
AUGGCGACUUCCCUCCUCGCGCCAAGGGCGACGGUUGCGGCGAGACACAGUGUCGGGCGCCAGCACGUGGGGCGAAAAUGCGCGCCGGCGCGCGCGGUGUCUCGCGUCGCGCUGCGACCGUGGGCGGCGCCGGUGCUGAGGCGCGAGGCCGUUCUCGCGCGUGCGCUUUCCAGGGAUGAUGAUGAGGACUCCUUCGACGAGGACGAUGACACGGACAUCCGCUGCGAGCUCGACAGGGUCCCGGGCGACGGCAACAAGUACACCAGGGUUAUGCUCAAGGUGAGCGGCGAGGCCCUCUCCGGCUCCAGCGGGUUCGGCAUCGACCCCGAGGUUGUCCAGACCAUCGCCAGGGAGGUUGCCGAGGCUAGCCUGGCUGGGGUGCAAGUCGCGGUGGUGGUUGGCGGCGGCAACUUCUUCCGGGGCGCGCAGCACGAGGGCAAGGGUUUGGACCGCGCUUCCGCCGACUACAUGGGCAUGCUCGCCACGGUCAUGAACGCCAUCAACCUGCAGGCUGCGGUGGAAUCCAACGGCGUGCCCACGCGGGUCAUGACGGCGUUUUCCAUCCAGGAGGUUGCCGAGCCGUACAUCCGCCGCCGAGCCAUCAGACACCUGGAGAAGGGCCGCGUCGUCAUCUUCGGCGCGGGAACCGGCAACCCCUUCUUCACCACGGACACCGGCGCCGCGCUGAGGGCCGCUGAGAUUGGCGCGCAGUGCGUGUUCAAGGCGACCAUGGUUGACGGCGUGUACGACUCAGACCCGCGGCGCAACCCGGAUGCGCAGCUGUACGAGAACCUCACCUACGAGACCGUGCAGCGGCUGGGUUUGGGCGUGAUGGAUCAGACGGCCAUCACGCUCUGCCAGGAGAACGACAUCCCGGUCGUGGUGUUUAACCUGAACACGCGGGGGAACAUCGUGCACGCGCUCAGGGGCGGAACCGUCGGAACCCGCGUGAGCUCCAAGAUGGACGCGCCACAGAAGAACGGCGCCAAGAACGGCGCCAAGCGUGGGGCUGAGCAGAAGGGGGAUGCGGCGAAGAAGUGAGCGCGAGAUUAUUGUUAAUCUAGGGAUUUGAAAUGCACAACCUUAGUUCACCGUUGCG